AUGGACACAAAAUCAAGACGCCCACCGAAACAUAUCUUACUGGCAUUCUGCGCUAUCAUUGCACUUUUCUACCUCUUCAGAAUCAGGCCGCGACACCAGACGUUUGCGCAGGUGAACAGCAUCGUAGAUUGUUGCGAGGCAACACACGAUAAACCGGAAGGGUUAGGGCAGGCAGGCCAUAGCUGGGCGGGAUGGCAGACCGUGGAAAACAUGUUCAUAUUCGGCGACUCUUACUCAGACACCGGCUUUGACGUCGUCGGAGAACAACCAUCCGAAGAGAAGCCAAUGGGCAAUUCCCCUUUCUAUUGGGAACAUACCGGGCCCAGGUGGCCAAUGCUUUUAACGGAGACAUACAACGAUAGUGCUAUUAAGACUUACUGCUUCGCUACUUCUGGAGCUUCUGUCGAUAAGACAAUCGACAAUAAUGUCGUACCCCCAGACUUUGUCGAACAGGUUGAGCGCAUAUUCAUACCUUCCUUCGUCAAGGACAAUUCCGAAGAGUCGAGCUGGAAACCGGAGACCUCCCUUUUCGUAGUGUUCUUCGGGAUCAAUGACAAUCGCUUGUUGGAAAUGAUGCCUGGAAGCCGUACGUCAGAAACACAACGGCGCAUGCUAGAGAGGUAUAGUGAUAUGCUGCAAACACUCUAUGACAAUGGCGCCCGCAAUAUUAUGAUCGUCAAUGUGCCCCCUAUGGGCCGUUCGCCUAGUGGCACGAAUAAGAUAUCAAGGUUCAUUGCGACAUGGAACCAAGCUCUUUCUGAAAUGGCUAUCACAACGACACGAAUGCUUCGAGGAGCGAAGAUAUUGGAAUUCGACGCCUUCGAUUUCUUCAACCGAGGUCUUGACGACCCCACGGUGUACCAACAAACGAGUCAUAUCAAGAUCACAGAUGACCGCUGUGCAGCUUAUGACGAGGAAUGGAAAAGAGCGGUAGAGAUUGACGCAUUUGAUGAGGAUUGCGGUAUAGCGCUGAAGGACUACUUCUGGUGGGAUGCAUUGCAUCCAACGCCUUCCGUCCAGGAUGCUCUUGCAGAACAGAUUGCAGAGUACCUCCGGCAUGGAAAGGUGGCCAACACUGCGAAUGCAACGAGCGUAACGCACAAAUCUCACAGGCAAUCCGGUCAUCGGUUUGAGGAUUGA
This is a messenger RNA of Bacidia gigantensis, 1140 nucleotides long. RefSeq lists its product as uncharacterized. Gene Ontology annotation, molecular function: hydrolase activity, acting on ester bonds. The record is from RefSeq and is a predicted model, not a curated record. Lineage: Eukaryota; Fungi; Ascomycota; Lecanoromycetes; Lecanorales; Ramalinaceae. Bases 1 to 1140 code for a protein of 379 amino acids. The transcript is spliced from 3 exons.